AUGGCUCCAAAAACAAUGGAGAGGCCUUAUGGCUGCCUCCUUCUCCUCUUCUUCUUUAUACUAUCUAUUCUUUUUUCUUUCGCAGCAGCUCUCACAGAUGAGGAAGCCUCGUUUCUCACGAGACGCCAGCUUUUGGCUUUGUCUGAAAACGGCGAUCUUCCCGACGACAUGGAGUACGAAGUUGAUUUAGACCUCAGUUUUGCUAAUAAUAGGCUUAAAAGGGCUUACAUUGCCCUCCAAGCUUGGAAAAAGGCAAUGUACUCUGAUCCAUUCAAGACUUCGGCUAAUUGGGUUGGUUCGAACGUAUGUUCUUACAAAGGCGUGUUCUGUGCGCCGGCACUUGAUGACCCGAGCAUUAUGGUUGUAGCGGGAAUCGAUUUGAACCAUGCGGAUAUAGCCGGUUAUUUGCCCCCCGAGCUAGGCCUAUUGACCGACGUCGCAUUGUUUCACGUAAAUACCAACAGAUUUUGCGGAGUUAUUCCUAAAAGCUUCUCGAAGCUCACGUUGAUGUACGAAUUCGACGUGAGCAACAACCGUUUCGUUGGUUCAUUUCCGAUGGUUGCUCUCUCUUGGCCAUCUUUGAAGUUCCUUGACAUAAGAUACAACGACUUUGAAGGGAAAUUGCCACCAGAGAUCUUCGAUAAGGAUCUCGACGCCAUUUUCUUGAACAACAAUAGAUUCGAGUCGCUGAUCCCGGAGACAAUCGGAAAAUCGACAGCUUCCGUUGUUACUUUUGCACACAAUAAAUUCAAUGGCUGUAUCCCAAAAACAAUCGGUCAGAUGAAGAACCUCAACGAGAUUGUGUUUAUUGGGAACAACCUAAGUGGUUGUUUCCCGAACGAGAUUGGUUCGUUGAAUAACGUGACUGUGUUUGAUGCGAGCAGCAACGGAUUCGUGGGAAGUUUACCGUCAAGCUUGUCAGGCUUAGCCAACGUGGAACAAAUGGAUUUCUCGUACAAUAAGCUCACUGGAUUUGUCACGGACAGUAUCUGCAAAUUGCCCAAAUUGUCGAACUUCACAUUUUCUCACAACUUCUUCAACGGAGAAGCUCAGAGUUGUGUUCCCGGGACAAGCCAAGAUAAACAGUUUGAUGACACAAGCAAUUGCUUAGAGAACAGACCAAAGCAAAAGUCAGCUAAAGAAUGUUUGCCGGUGGUUAGUCGUCCUAUGGAUUGCAGUAAAGAUAAGUGUGCCGGUGGUGGUGGCGGUGGCGGCUCAAACCCUUCACCUAAGCCAACACCUAAUUCACCAAAGACACCAGAGCCUAAACCAGAAAUUAACCCACCAAAGGAAGAGCCAUCUAAGCCAAAACCAGAGAAAUCUCCCAAACCAGAAACGCCUAGCCCAAAACCCGAGACACCAAAAUCGCCAGAGCCUUCUAAACCAAAGGAACCUAAGCCAGAGCCACCGAAACAAGAAUCUCCUAAACCGGAACAACCAAAACAAGAAUCACCAAAACAAGAGCAACCAAAACAAGAAUCACCAAAACAAGAGCAACCAAAACAAGAAUCUCCUAAACCGGAACAACCAAAGCCUGAAUCCCCAAAACAAGAGUCGCCUAAGCAACAAGCACCAAAACCAGAAGAAUCUCCAAAAUCUGAAUCUCCAAAAUCAGAGACGCCAAAACCAGAAGAAUCACCUAAGCCUGAACCACCGAAGACGGAGACACCAAAAAUGGGGUCGCCACCAAUGGAACCACCGGUAACAGACUAUCCUUAUGAAGCAUCUCCGAUCAAAAAACGUCGUCCUCAACCACCUUCGUCAGAAGAAACACCGUCUCCACAAUCUCCACCAGUACACUCUCCACCGCCUCCUGUAUUUUCACCUCCUCCUCCAGUACAUUCUCCUCCUCCUCCACCACCAGUUCACUCUCCACCACCACCAGUCCAUUCUCCUCCUCCUCCCGUCCAUUCACCACCACCACCAGUCCACUCUCCACCACCUCCAGUUCAUUCUCCACCGCCACCAGUCCACUCUCCUCCUCCCCCAGUCCAUUCUCCUCCACCACCCGUCCACUCUCCACCACCACCACCACCAGUUUUCUCUCCACCACCACCUGCACCAAUCUACUCUCCUCCACCACCACCACCAGUUCCCUCACCGCCUCCACCAGUCCACUCUCCACCACCACCUCCAGUUCACUCUCCGCCUCCUCCAGUUCACUCCCCACCACCUCCAGUUCAUUCUCCACCGCCUCCAGUUCAUUCUCCACCUCCUCCGGUCCACUCUCCACCUCCUCCAGUCCACUCUCCUCCACCACCAUCACCUAUCUACUCUCCUCCUCCUCCAGUUUUCUUACCCCCACCAAAACCUGUAACGUCUCAACCACCGGCAACAUCUCCAACGGUAAAUGCUCCAACACCUUCACCGGAUACAGAAGAAUUCUCAGCACCUGUUCAAGCUCCAACCCCAGAUUCUGAGUCCAUCGAAGCACCAUCAGAGUCGGAUCACUCCCCAGUGUUCCGUUCGAGUCCUAGUCCAGCACCAAUCUCCGAGCCGAAUCAUGCUCCGACUCCAAUUCCCCAGCCAGAUCUAUCCCCAACUCCAUCAAACGAACAAGUCGAAGCACCAUCACCAUCAACACAAGAAGUUGAAGCACCAUCACCAUCGACUGAAGAAGUUGAAGCACCAUCACCAUCAACAGAAGAAGUUGAAGCACCAGAACAAUCGGUCGCCACUCCUUCGCCAUCGCCAUCAUCUUCGACUCUACCACCCGUUGUAACUGCACCACCACCGGGAAACAACGACGGCGGCGAUGAUUUCAUCCUCCCACCAAAUAUUGGACACCAAUAUGCAUCACCACCACCGCCGAUGUUCGCAGGCUACUAA
Microthlaspi erraticum is the source of this 2829-nucleotide messenger RNA. NCBI's taxonomy places the organism in Eukaryota, Viridiplantae, Streptophyta, Magnoliopsida, Brassicales, Brassicaceae. The record is from the annotation of a GenBank genome assembly.